Molecule: messenger RNA, 1088 nt
Organism: Branchiostoma belcheri (Belcher's lancelet)
Lineage: Eukaryota; Metazoa; Chordata; Leptocardii; Amphioxiformes; Branchiostomatidae
Exons: 5
Coding region: 191-937 (248 amino acids)
Biological process (GO): signal transduction
Cellular component (GO): nucleus; cytoplasm; nucleotide-activated protein kinase complex
Molecular function (GO): protein kinase binding
Source: RefSeq, a predicted model, not a curated record
CAGUCUGCCUAGCUGGCCUGCUGAAGGCCUGGGGCUAUCCUGCGCCGCGGACACUACAAUCUACACAGUGGCGGAAAAUCCACGAGAAAAAUCGACGACGGACACAGGAGAACCAUCACGCCCUCUACCGACUAAAGGUGCGGGUGCAGUCUACAAGCUCACCCAUACAGACACCACACAUAAGACCAAAAUGGCAGACUGCGUUCCGGUGAAAUUUGCCCUGAGAGGUAAAACAAGCGGAGACGUGGUUGUUCUGGGAUCCUGGGAUGGCUGGAGACAGCCUAUCAAACUGGAGAAGAGCACAGAAACGCUUGAGGACAGUACGUGGAUCAACUUGCCCAGCGGCUACUAUGAGUACAAAUUCAAGAUCAACGAUUCCUGGAUCCACGACAAGACUAAGCCAACGGUGCUGAACAAGUUCAAGACGUUAAACAACUUUGUCAACGUUGUGAAGAGACCUGACAUCGUCAUCAGUGAUACAGGUGACCAGGCUAAAAAGACUGUUAUUGACAAGCCUGCCAACAUUACAGACAGUCAAGAAAAACAAGAAUCUUCACAGGAUGCAAAUGAGCCUUUGAUUCCAAACGUAGACAUAGCUGGCUCAACUGAUCAACAAGAAGGCAACGCAGAUCAUGUUCACAAAGUAGACACCGAUGAAGGCAUAGAUGGUAAAGUUGAACCACAGAUAGAAGAUGUGGUCGACGUGCCACAAGAAAGCCUUGUACAUGUAGAACCUGUCUCUUAUGUAGACAUAAAACCUUCUGAGUCAUGUCAGCAAAAUAUCGAAGAAAAAGAAGUAAAUCUUCAGGAAGAACCACCUGAGAAUCUGGACAAAUCUAAACAGAAGGACGAAGAAGGGAAAAAUGUCGUCCAAGAUACGACCGAGCCUGAAGGUGACAGUCAGCAUCGAACGUCAAUUUCAACAAGAAGUAGCUGAUUAUCUUAAAAAAGACGAAAACCUAGCAUUAGAGAAAUCUAUUCCUGAAGGAACAACCCUUCAGGAAGGCGAUGUCAGCAAGGUUGUUCAAGACAACACCGAGAAUGUAGAAGUCUUGAAGGAAACAACACCAGACGAAGAUACAGUUGGA